This is a messenger RNA of Aspergillus wentii DTO 134E9, 1197 nucleotides long. RefSeq names its product methionyl-tRNA formyltransferase. The record is from RefSeq and is a predicted model, not a curated record. Gene Ontology annotation, biological process: conversion of methionyl-tRNA to N-formyl-methionyl-tRNA; biosynthetic process. The transcript has 4 exons. Lineage: Eukaryota; Fungi; Ascomycota; Eurotiomycetes; Eurotiales; Aspergillaceae. Bases 1 to 1197 code for a protein of 398 amino acids. Gene Ontology annotation, cellular component: mitochondrion. Gene Ontology annotation, molecular function: methionyl-tRNA formyltransferase activity.
AUGUUUUUCACUGGAGGAAUUGGAGUAUUCUGUGUUUACAGAAGAGCGCAGACUUGUCCUAGUUUGAAGCUACGGUUUCUGUCGACAAAGGCACACGAGCCACUCCGGAUAUUGUUCUGCGGCUCCGAUGAGUUCAGCAUAGCUUCUUUGAGAGCUCUCCAUGAGGAACAUUUAAAACAACCGGAUCGAAUCUCUUCCAUUGAUGUCGUUUGCAGACCAGGAAAAAGGGUUGGAAGAGGACUGAAGAAAAUCCGCGAGGUUCCGAUUAAAGCAGCCGCAUCGAAGCUGUCUCUUCCAAUUCAUGAGAUCGACACUUUUAAGGGCUGGACGCCACCUAUGCUUUCUGGAGGCCCUAUCAAUCUAAUAGUGGCCGUUUCUUUUGGGCUGUUCGUACCUCCUCGAAUUCUCAACGGUGCCAAAUACGGAGGAUUAAAUGUUCACCCCUCGUUGCUUCCAGAUUUCCGUGGUCCCGCACCGCUACACCAUACCCUCCUAGCCGGUAGAACCAGGACCGGCAUCUCGUUGCAGACUCUACAUUUGAAGCACUUUGAUCAUGGUGUCAUCCUUAAGCAGACACCAUCUCCUGGAUUUGAAAUACCAAAUCCCAACUCGUGUACAGUCCCAGAACUCUUAAAUACUGUUGCGCCGAGGGGAGCACAGAUACUUGUCGAAGGUAUCAGGGAUGGGCUUUUUGUUCCACCUCUCAAGGAUGCAGGCUGGAGGGCCUCUGAAGGACAGGAGGGCCUGGUUCAUGCAGCCAAGAUUACGCCAGAGGACCGACAUAUCAACUGGGCAAACUGGACUUGGGCGGAGAUAAACAGGCGAAACCGUGUCUUGGGCCCGCUGUGGACCAAGGCCCUUGUGUCCACUGAAUCUCCAAACGGGUCUACCUUUCAACACAAGAGAGUGAUCAUCACAGAAAUGGAGGAAGUCACUCCGCCCGCGGGCUGUGAUGCAUUCUCUCUUGUUCCUGGCUUGCCAUUUGUGAAUGGCGUUCGUCCAUUUGAACCUCGACAAGAAAAGGGGCUUUAUGUAUUCACGCAAGAUGGGAAAUUGAUACGCAUACACCAGAUGAAGGUGGAAGGAGAACAAAAUACAGAUGGGCUUCGAGCGGCCCUCAAAGCACGGAUGAUCGGCGAUCGAGUAUUUCACUCAAAUGCUGGCGAUUAUACCCCUUCCUACAACCCUCUUCAAUGA